AUUUGUUCUGUCUGUACAAGUUAAAGGGAGAAGAGAAGGUGAAGCCGAUAAGCUUGAAUUCAACACUCUGUCUCUGUGAUCCGAGCUGGAAGUGCAAGAAUUUGGGAUCCAUGUCAAUGUUCUAUUCUCACUUCUAAAGGAAAGUAUCUGAAAGCAACGGCAUGGAUUGAGAACAUGUAGGGAUGUACGGGAAAGGAGACUUAAGAUAUCGAAAGAGGGUUUUUGUGGAGAAAAAUCUAUAGUCGGCAAUGAAGCUUUAAGAGGAAUUUCAAAUCGAGAAUAAGGAAAUCAAAAGUUGUUUAUGUCCUUUUCAUGAACCAUUGAUUCAUGGAUCCUGAAGGCAAGAAGUUUGGAACAGGACCAAGGGAACUGACUGGCGCUGUUGAUCUUAUAAGCCACUUCAAGUUGUUACCCCACCAUGACUUUUUCUGCAAGCGGACACUUCCUGUAUCAAUUUCAGAUACACAUUAUCUUCACAACGUGGUGGGAGACACAGAAAUCAGAAAAGGUGAAGGGAUGCAGUUGGAUCAGCUUCUACAGAAUACAUCCUAUUCCAGGGAUACAAACGCCCGCAUACAACCAUUUGACCUUGAUAUUCUCAGAGAGGCUUUCUUGCUGAGGGAAUCUGCUCCCAUUGAGUUACCUCUUGCAGAGAAAGGGACUCCUACAAUUGCUGGGAAAUCGAAGAGUGAGUCCAAGGACAAGGAAAGGAAGCAUAAAAAGCACAAAGAUAAAGAUAAAGAGAAGGAUAAAGAGCAUAAGAAGCACAAGCACCGCCACAAGGAUCGAAGUAAAGAUAAAGACAAGGAGAAGAAGAAAGAUAAAAGUGUUAUUGAUCACAGUGCUGAACACUUGAAGAAACACCAUGAAAAGAAAAGGAAGCACAAUGGAGAUGAAGAUCUCAAUGAUGCUCAUAGACACAAAAAAAGUAAGCAUAGGAGUUCCAAAAUUGAUGAUAUGGGUGCAAUAAAGGUAGCAGGCUGAAAUGGUGGCAUAUUGUAGUUCAUUGUAUUCUCAAAUGGUCGUCGCUGAGAGUUUUGAAGGAUUUUUCGCCUAAUGUUGUCAAAUUGC
This is a messenger RNA of Tripterygium wilfordii, 1071 nucleotides long. Its product is annotated as mediator of RNA polymerase II transcription subunit 19a-like. Lineage: Eukaryota; Viridiplantae; Streptophyta; Magnoliopsida; Celastrales; Celastraceae. Gene Ontology annotation, biological process: positive regulation of transcription by RNA polymerase II. Gene Ontology annotation, cellular component: mediator complex. Gene Ontology annotation, molecular function: transcription factor binding; transcription coregulator activity. The record is from RefSeq and is a predicted model, not a curated record.